AUGGAGGGGGUACCACCUGGCAUUCAACUCUCGUCGCAAUGUUCGACCGUCGCCAACCGCAGCGCUCAAUUGAGCAUCGGAUUCGAGAAGUUGGCGGCGCAGACGAACGCCGGGAGCCUCAUUCACGAUGAGCUGAGGGAGCUGGCGUCCAUCGUGAACGCACUGUCACAAGGCGCGGAGGAGCUUUCGGCAAACCUGGCCAGUGCGGCCAAUCUCCGUGAACAAGUUCGACGACAAAUCUCGUCGUCCAUGUCCUCAUGCGAACUACUCCUCGGUGGCGUGACAACUGACUUGGAGGCAGCCUUGUCAGCCUCGGCACGAGAACAAUCAGAACUACAACCCUUUACUGACGCUGCGGAGCUGUGGAGGCUUCACAUUGAGACUGUAUUUGCCUUUCAAGACAUUGUACACCUGGAAGACGGGGAACAGCAGCAGGGAGUCUUCGCGGCGCUUGAGACCAAACUCGAAGACAUCGAACGACUCAUGGCUGAGUUUCACUUGUCACACCCAGGACCAGCUCCUGCGGCACCUGAACCAUCAAUACCGUCGGAUAAACAAGGCGUGCUUCCUGACUACGAUACAGCUGUUGCUAGCUCAUCAACUCAUGUUGCUACAACACCAAGUUGUGACGUCGGGCACCAGCAAGACGAUGCACAGCCUGAGGUUCCCCUUUAUCAUGACUUGAGGCAACGGAAGGGUAAGUCGAAGGCCAAGUCAGCCAGAGCGAAAGGCGUCUUUGGCGGGUUCAACAAUAUUUUCAAGACGCUUUCCUCCAAAAUCAAUCCUAUCGAACCCCUCGUGACACCACUUUGUCACGCUGCGGCUAUUGGUAACAUCCCGCAAAUCAAGGGCCUUCUCGGCGAGGGCGCCAACAUCAACGGCCAUAAUGAGAAGGGAUACACCCCGUUGAUCAGCGCUAUUCUUGCAAAUCGCCUCGACGCCGUCAAUUUUCUCAUUGAUAAUUACGCAAAGAUCACCACGAAAGACUCGAUCAAGAACAUGCCGCCGUUGUUCCACGCUGCUGAGGCUGGAUAUACCGACAUUUUGAAGGUUCUCCUCAGCCAUGGCGCCGAUCCGAAGGCCAGCAACACCAUCGGAACUCCCCACUUCAUUGGGACAGUCGAGAAGGCUCCGCUUGCCUCAGUCGCCCUGCUUUUAGAGCACGGCGCAGACCCCAACGCUGUCAGCGCCGUUGGUCGACACGUCCUGGUCGCUGCCGUCCAGCGCAAAGACCUUCCUGCUGUCCGCCUUCUCCUCGACCAUGGCGCCAAAAUUUCAGCUACCAACAUCACCGGCCAGCCCCUACUGGGCGUCGCAGUGGCAAACAAGCAGCUCGACAUGGUCAAGCUUCUCAUCGACAAUGGCGCCGACGUGAACGCCCGCGCCGGGGCAAACGGGUGUCCCCUCUCCAUGGCCGUCAACUCGGGCAACAUUGAUCUCCUACGUCUGCUGCUCGCUUCCAACGCAAAUCCAGACGGCAAGGACGUCAAGAGCGCCCCCGUGCUCGUCAACGCUAUCUCCAGUGGCUCGCUUGAGAUUGUCACGAUGCUUCUCGAGGCGGGGGCCGACGCCGACUCCCGAGACAUUACGGGCCGCGCCGGCUUACUCCUCGCUGUUCAGCAAGACAAGCUUCAUAUCGCACGCCUCCUACUCAAGCAUGGCGCCGCCGCCACCAUAUCGAACCACUCGGGGACGCACUUCCUCACUGUAGUUGCGAAACAGUCCGUUUCGAGUGAGGGCGAAAAGUCUGAGCUGAUGCGACUGCUUCUCAAGGCCGGCGCCAACCCAAACAAACACUCGCUGCCGUGGGGGUAUCUAUCCAAUAUGCCGCUAGGCCACUGCAUCAAGCAUGAUAAGAUUGAACUCGUGCGCGUGUUAUUGGAAGGCGGGGCAGAUCCGCACAUCACCGUGGCGGCGAGUCCGAAUUCGCCAAAGUCACCGUUCGAGUAUGCGCUCAACCAUGACAAGGUGGAUGCGAUGCGCAUCAUGCUAGAGCACCAAGACCGAGACAAUAAGUGGUUCAAAGAGAGGGACCCUCUCAAGGCAGGAUUCUCGAAAGCGGUCGAGACAGGCAAGAGGGAAAUGGUGGACAUGUUUCUAAAUCAGGGGUUCGGAACCUUGGACCAGGCCAUAUUUCUCGCGGGAACUUCGGGGCAGAGGGAGCUGUUAGUGGCGCUCGAGCAAAGACAGAAUACCGGGUCAAGGCGUGCAUCACAAGCAGGAUCAUCCACGAAGUUGACUGAGCCGUCCGGUAGCCAGGAUGCGGACGAGGCCCCGCCAGCAUACGGAUCAAGGCGCUCAACUGGGCACAGUAUCGUGACCCAAACAGACCAUUAG
Messenger RNA from Verticillium alfalfae VaMs.102, 2337 nucleotides. Its product is annotated as ankyrin repeat and protein kinase domain-containing protein. The transcript has a single exon. The record is from RefSeq and is a predicted model, not a curated record. Gene Ontology annotation, molecular function: protein binding. Bases 1 to 2337 code for a protein of 778 amino acids. Lineage: Eukaryota; Fungi; Ascomycota; Sordariomycetes; Glomerellales; Plectosphaerellaceae.